Molecule: messenger RNA, 2407 nt
Organism: Chrysoperla carnea
Lineage: Eukaryota; Metazoa; Arthropoda; Insecta; Neuroptera; Chrysopidae
Gene: Miro
Product: mitochondrial Rho GTPase
Exons: 10
Coding region: 232-2253 (673 amino acids)
Biological process (GO): mitochondrion organization; regulation of mitochondrion organization; small GTPase-mediated signal transduction
Cellular component (GO): mitochondrial outer membrane
Molecular function (GO): calcium ion binding; GTP binding; GTPase activity
Source: RefSeq, a predicted model, not a curated record
UGAUUGAUUUUGAGAAAAAUAUUGAUAAUUAUUUAAAUCAAAUACACAUUUCGUUAAAUAAUAUUAUGUUGAAGUGCAUAAACGUUUAAUUUAAGAAAUUGUGUGUUUUAUAUUAUCAAAAAAUGUUGAUUGACAAUUGUUAACCUAUAGCUGUCAAAAUUUAUUCGGUGCCCAAAAAAUACGUCUGGUUCUAAAUAAAAAAUUAAACGAAAUUAUGCAAAAUUAUUGAAAAUGGUUGUUAUUCGUACUAAUCGACGUAAUGUAAGAAUUUUAUUAGUUGGCGAUCGAGGUGUCGGCAAAACCUCGUUAAUUUUAACAUUGGUUAGCGAAGAAUUUCCCGAAGAUGUACCACCAAAAGCUGAAGAGAUUACAAUACCGGCUGAUGUUACACCAGAACAAGUGCCCACAAAUAUUGUGGAUUAUUCAUCUGCUGAACAAAGUGAAGAUAAUUUAGUUGAAGAAAUACAACGAGCUAGUGUAAUUUGUGUGGUAUAUGCUGUGGAUGAUGAUGAUAGUAUGGAUCGUGUUGCCACAUAUUGGUUGCCAUUAAUUCGGGAAUAUUCUCCAGAUUCACGUUCACCGGUUGUUUUGGUUGGAAAUAAAAUGGAUUUAAUUGAUUAUUCGACUACUGAUGCUGGUUUAAGUUUAAUGGAACAAUUUCCUGAAAUUGAAAGUGUUAUUGAAUGCUCAGCUAAAACAUUAAAAAAUAUAUCAGAGCUAUUUUAUUAUGCUCAAAAGGCAGUUCUUCAUCCCACUGGACCGUUAUUUGUGAUUGAUACGGAAGAGCUAACAACAGCCUGUAGGAAUGCGCUAAGAAGGAUAUUUAAAAUAUGUGAUAUGGAUAAUGAUGGUUUAUUGAACGAUUUUGAGUUAAAUAAUUUCCAAUGCCGUUGCUUUAAUACUCCAUUACAACCACAAGUAAUUGAAGAUGUGAAAGCUGUACUUAGAAAAAAUAUCGAUGAUGGUAUAUCCAGAGAUUGUAUUACUUUAAAAGGAUUUCUAUUUUUGCAUCGAUUAUUUGUGCAAAGAGGUCGAAAUGAAACUACUUGGGGUGUUUUACGAAAAUUUGGUUAUAAUGAUAGCCUUACUUUAUCCAAAGAAUAUUUAUAUCCAACGAUAAAAGUUCCAAACGGUGCUACAACCGAGUUAUCACAUAAAGGACAACAAUUUUUAACAUUCUUAUUUGAACGGCAUGAUAAAGAUAAGGAUGGCGCAUUAUCACCGGCAGAAGAGGAGGAUAUGUUUAGUGCAUGUCCGUGUCCACCAUGGGAUGCAGAUUCUUAUUAUACAGUUCCUACAAAUGAACACGGUUGGGUUACGUUACAAGGGUUCUUAUGUUUAUGGUCAUUGAUGACUCUUUACGAUUUGCCACGAACUUUAGAAUAUUUAGCAUAUCUUGGUUAUAAUUUUGUUGAAAAUGAGCCACAAUCUUCAGCAAUUCAUGUUACAAGAGAAAAGAAAAUUGAUUUAGCCAAAAAGCAAUCAAGCCGCAAUGUGUACCAAUGUCAUGUUAUUGGUCCUAGAGGAUCUGGUAAGUCGCAGUUGUGCCGUGCACUUCUUGGCAAGAAUACAGAAAUUCUUGUUAAAGAAAUGGAAGGUAAUCCACAAUGCACAAUUAAUACUGUUCAAGUAUACGGUCAAGAAAAAUAUUUAAUAAUGCGAGAUAUUGAUGUGCGAAAUGUGACUGAUCCAUUACUGCCAAAUGAAGUUGUUUGUGAUGUUGCGUGUCUAGUCUUCGAUCAAAAUAAUCCUAAAUCAUUUGAAUAUGUUGCUAGAAUUUUUGUUAAAUACUUUGCCGAAAGUAAAAUACCUGUUCUAAUGGUUCAAAAUAAAAGUGAUUUGGAGGAAAUAAAGCAAGAUUAUUUAUUACAACCAUCAGUAUUUUGUUCCAAAUAUAAAAUAAUGCCACCACAUCCGUUUAGUACCAAAGAUUCUGGUCGAAAAGAUGUUUAUAUUAAAUUAGCAACAAUGGCUGCUUUUCCUCGGUUUCAAGCGGCUUGGAUAUUAUUUUACAAGAACAGGUUCGUACAACUUUAUAAUCGACAGAAAAUUCCAAUGCGCCGAUUGGUGCACAUGUUGUUAUUGCGUCCACAACAAUCUCAAUGGUUCAUUUCUUUCUGCAGGCAUAUUCGACAAUUUGGUCUAAUCCCAGGUGAUUCAAAUGCUUGGUGGAAAGCUGGUUUAGGUUUAGCAGCUGCAACAGCUGUUGGUUUCAUUGUUGUAAAAGUGUUACAUACGGAUAAAAUUAGAUAAUUUUGUACAAGGUCCUCCUCCCGUAUCAAUGAUGAAUAUUGAUAUCAUUGUUUAAAAAAAAUCAUUUCUUUAAAGUUGAAUUGAUUUGUUCAUUGUAUUUGUUUUGUAUUUAGUGAGUCAAUAAUUUGUAACGGACCAAGUCGUUAAAAGUAGU